Molecule: messenger RNA, 1098 nt
Organism: Sphenostylis stenocarpa
Lineage: Eukaryota; Viridiplantae; Streptophyta; Magnoliopsida; Fabales; Fabaceae
Source: the annotation of a GenBank genome assembly
AUGGGUAACAUAUGCGCUCGUUUGAAGGCGAAGCCCGCGCCGCCGCACUCCUCCGCCGUGAAGAAGCGCUCCUCCUCCCGUAGAGAGAGGAAGCUCGACGACGCCGCAAUUCGCGAGCAGGCCAUCGCCGCCGCGAUUCUCUUCAAGCAGCAUCAGCAGCAGCAGAACUUCGAUCGCUCCACUUCGCUUAGGUACCCGAAUGGAGUCUCGAAGAAGAACAGCAGCAGCAGCAACACCUUGCCGAGGAGUUCGAGCUCCAGGGCCAGGUCCCUCACCGACCCUCUCCUACAACCUCAUCAGCUUCUCAAUCAGGAUGUGAAGGUAGAUGAUCUUGAGACAAAUCAUAUUGUUCUCGUUCAUGGAGGUGGCUUCGGGGCCUGGUGUUGGUAUAAAUCUAUUGCACUUCUAGAAGAAAGUGGUUAUAAAGUAGCUGCAAUAGAUUUAACUGGUUCUGGAGUGAGUUCAUUUGAUACAAACAGCAUUACAAGUUUGUCACAAUAUGUGAAGCCACUUACUGACUUCCUUGAAAAACUUCCAGAAGGCCAAAAGGUGAUUUUGGUUGGGCACGAUUUUGGAGGGGCAUGUAUAUCAUAUGCAAUGGAGAUGUUUCCUCUUAAGAUUUCCAAAGCUGUGUUUAUUGCUGCUGCAAUGCUGAGUAGUGGACAAAGCACUCUCGAUAUUAUUUCUCAACAGGCAGGUUCAGACGAUCUUAUGCAACAGGCUCAGAUUUUUAUAUAUGCUAAUGGGAAUGAUCGUCCUCCCACUUCUUUUGAUCUGGACAAGUCAUUGUUGAAGGAUUUGUUAUUCAACCAAAGUCCCUCCAAAGAUGUUGCAUUAGCAUCUGUCUCCAUGAGGUCUGUACCAUUUGCACCAGUUUUAGAGAAGCUUUCCCUUUCAGACCUGAAAUAUGGAUCUGUUAGGCGGUUUUACAUACAAACUCUUGAAGAUAAUGCCACACCCAUUUCACUCCAGGAGAACAUGAUAAAUGCAAGCCCCCCAGAAAAGGUUUUCCGUUUGAAGGGGGCUGAUCAUUCUCCUUUUUUCUCAAAGCCUCAAGCCCUGCAUAAGUUAUUGGUAGAAAUCUCAAAGAUCCUCUGA